CAGCCAAUGGCUGGCCGCCGUGAAGGUGCCGCGCCCGGCCGGGCCGCACCUGUUACAUAAGGCGGCCGGGCCGCCCAGCCCGGCCCAACCCCGCCGACCCUUCAGCCGGCGCUGCCCGGCCCGGCCCGGCUCCCCAGCCCGGGGAUGAGGCCGCCGGCCGGGAGGGAAGGCGGCCGGCGGCGGCGGCGGUGGGCCGCCGCGGGGCCUAUGGCGGAGAGUAACGCGGACUGGAUGGGCUCGCUGCCGGCGGCGCUGCACUCCUACCCACUCUCCAACCUGGCCAUCCCGGGGUCACAUGAUUCUUUCAGCUACUGGGUUGAUGAGAAAUCUCCUGUGGGACCAGACCAAGCCACAGCCAUCAAACGUUUGGCCAGAAUUUCUUUGGUUAAGAAGAUCAUGAAGAAAUGGUCAGUGACUCAAAAUCUGACUUUCAAAGAGCAGUUGGAAGGUGGAAUCCGCUACUUUGAUCUUCGUGUAUCUUCCAAACCUGGGGAAAUAGGACAAGAGAUUUACUUCAUACAUGGCUUGUUUGGCAUUAAAGUAUGGGAUGGACUGAAGGAGAUUAACACCUUUCUUGAGCAGCACCCCAAGGAAGUAGUGUUCUUGGAUUUCAAUCACUUCUACGCCAUGGAUGACAGCCAUCACUUCUUCUUGAUCAACAGAAUCCGCUCAGCAUUUGAAUCCAAACUUUGUUCUGUUGAAUGUGUAGAAGAUGUGACGUUACAGUACAUGUGGGAAAAGAAACACCAGGUUCUCAUAUUCUACCAUUACCCUUUGUUCCGGGAAUAUGCCUUCCUGUGGCCAGGGAAUAAAAUGCCAGCACCAUGGGCUAAUACAACCAAUGUGCACAAACUGAUACAGUUCCUGGAGACCACUCUGGAGGAACGAAGUCGUUAUGGGACUUUCCAUGUUUCUCAAGCAAUUCUCACACCUCGAGUGAAAACCAUUGCACGGCAUCUAAUUCGUGGUCUGAAGAAUACACUUGUUCAUAGGAACCUACCCAUGAUUUUGAAUUGGGUGAAAGCACAGAAGCCAGGUGUUAUGGGUGUUAACAUAAUUACAUCAGACUUUGUGGAGCUGGUUGACUUUGCUGCUACAGUUAUUGCAUUAAACGACCUCCUUUUAGAAGAGGAUGAAUCUUCAUCUAAAUCCUGAUUGCUGUGUUCCACUUGUGCUCCUUAGUGGUCAUCUUCAAACUCCGCUAAAUGUUUUAUUUAUUACGUGAAACCUAAUGUAAUCUGUUUAUUUAAAAAAAAAAUUCCCAGUGAUGCAUGGAUCCUAGUGGAAACAAGUGCCGUCGGAGCGCUGCUACCUGUUUGACUAAAUGAAACACCCAUCUGCUGCAGCCCGGUGGUGCCCACUGCCGGUGAGAGGCUGGCCUCUGGUGCAGAGGUACCUGCUGAUGAUGUGUAUCUCCCCAGUGACCAGGCUCACCCUGCCUCCCCGUGUCCCUCCUGCUUAUUGCUCCACACCAGGGCUCAAACCGAGGGUGGCUGCUGAUCCCUGAGCAGCAGUGCAAUCAAGCUGGUUUUCUGCUCAGGCCACCUCAAGCAUAGCUGGGCUCAGCUGGAGGCUGCUGCUGUAUUCGUUACCCUGUUUUAGACACUACCUCUGACUUAAUUGAAGGAAUAAUAUUGCUGUUGUUCAGAAGGAAGCUGUGUUACACUGUGUUGAAUAUCUGAACUCUCCUAUGGGCCUGAGAGGUGAAGACUUGGCAUCCUCUGCAUCUUUGGACUCCAAACUCCUCUUCUGGACCUCUUUAUUUUACUUUAAUACUUUAACACAUGUAUUGCAACUAUGUUUAAGUGUGUUUCUUUUGGCAUUAAUUUGGAUUAUAUUUCAGUCUUCAAAUUAUGAGGUUUAUAACUCAGAAGUCUGAAUUCCUGUUGAGGCUUUUGAGAAACCACAGCAUAACCUUUCUCUUUCACUUGCUUGUCACUUUUUUUUUCUAUCCAUCAGGUGUUCUUUGGGUAAAGUCACCCAGAUGUCCUUUCUCUGGAAAGAGGUGGGCUGAGUGGGAGUAUGCUUGCUAUUCAAAGAACUGGAACUGACAGGGACUGCUUAAAACCCAAAUAUUCAAUUUCUUUGACUUGCAAUGUGACAGUGAAUUCUGAAAUAGGACCUAAAAGUUGUGCUUGUAGUCAGAGAGCCACAGCCAUAGGGAAGAAAUUUCCCCAGCCUGCACCCACUUGUGACAAAGUGAUAGUCAGGCAAGCACAGGCAGGCAUUGGUGCUGCGUCUUUCUGUGGUCAUACUCAUUUUUGUGUUGAUUCACAACAAAAUGUGACCAUGUGUGCUUGAGCCAAUGCAGUCACAUGUUGGUACUUACAAAUACUUAACUGACUAUCUGAUAGUAGUCCUACAGCCUGAUUUAUCUUUGUUUAAAACAAACUGAUUAGCAGAUGCUUCUCUGCUCAGUCAUCUUCCUAAAGCAACUGUUGGUACACUAAUUAUUCAGUGAUUAUGAAUUUGUCUUAAUCUCUAAGCUGUUUGUAGUAGAACGGAUUGUCUUUAUAGAUGCAUUAUUCAAAAGAAAAGUGAAUCUCCAGCUUUAUUUAUUUUGUUAUCAUCCUUCAUCUGCCAUCAUAGGCUGACAGCCCAGAAAAAUCCAAAACCUCUUUGCUUGCAUGUCACAAACUCUGAACUUAGGGCAAGUUUAUCUAAGGGUUUGCAAACCUUCCAUGUGAACCUUGGCCGAGUUCUGAGCAGACUGUAAUCUCAUUUAUCUGUUUGUUGCAUGGUUUUCAUUAGAGUUCCUUGCAUUUUUUUAACUGAAUCCUUUUUCUAAGGGAGUUGGGGGUGGGAGGGAUGUCUCUCUCAAGCUUUCUCAUUUUCUCUUGUGUUUUGGUGACAUGAAAAUCAUUUUUUUGAGGAAUUAAAAUUGAAAGUCCAAAUUUUUAAUUUAAAACUUCUUUUGAAAACCCCUGCAGAAUGUGUUUUUUCUUGUUAAUGAAACUGUUGGAACCUGUUUUGAAGAGCACUAUUUUGUUUGCAAAAUUAUUUAAAAUAGCUGGAUUUUCCUUAGCUGAAUUGUGUUAACCUACUUUUCCCAUGGCCACAACUGAAACUCCAUGGUAGUCUUAAAUGCAUGGGCUAGGUUUUAGUGGUCUCUUCUAGCUGCAAAUUGUUUUAAAGCUCAGAACUUGGAGAAACUUGGUUUGAAUGCUGAUGAGGCAGAAAUGAUGUUUCCAAGGUUUCCUGCAGAACUGAAGGACAAGGUGAGAAGGUGAAGUGAGUAUGAUGUUUGCAUUUGACCCUUGAUGUAUUUUGUACUAUAUAUAUAUAUAUAUAUCUACCUCAAAAGAGAUUUUUCAGGCUUAACCGAUAUUUAUAUUGUGUGUGCACAGUAAUGAUUGUGGUGUUAAUCCUUCUGUUAUACUUAUUUGAGUAGAAAUGUGAUGGUUGUAACUCAGGGCUUUGGUUAAACAUUUUUAAAUACAAACUUAGUUUUUCUAAUAUGUUUGCUGUUAGCUCUUGCCUGUUGAAAUAGGAACGAAGGCAUGCUAGGUGUUAAGACCGUUAGCACAGGGAGGAGAAAUGGAAAAUGGCUUUAGGAUUAAUGAAGAAGUAGGGGAACAAAAACAUUUCUGUAAGUUUGGCCUGAAGAGACUUGUGUCAUUUCAGAGCAGUGCUUGGUGUUACACCUCUAUGUGAGGAACCUGACAGUCUCAAUAGUGAGGCAGUUGGCAGAUACAAUUGCCUGCAACAGGAUACCUCCUGUGGAUACUCUAGACAACCUUAAUGCUGGUCUUUAGAAUUGAUUUUAGGGUAGUCCUAAAGAGUCCUAAGAAAUAUGAACUACCUUUUUUCUGUUACGCAUUAUAGCCCGUAACAAAGCUGCUGUUAUAAUCAUUUUAGCUCUUGACACAGCACCACAGCCUAUCCAGAUUCCCUGCUCACACUUUGCAAAACAGAGCUGGUCUAGACUUAGACUUUGGGCUGCGGACUCUGUUUUGUGGCAUUAUAAAAAUAAAAAGGUGAGCUGGGCAGGAAGGGAGGAUCAAGGAAGUAGGACAGUAGUUUGCAUCCAGAGCCCACAUUGAAGGUGCGGCAGCGUUUAGCCUGGUUUCAGGCAGCAGAGUGGAGCAGGACUGGCAGGUGACAGUGUCUGCAGCUGGUACUGAGAAAUGCAGCUGAGAGUCUUGAGGAAAAUAAAGAUUGGUGUGAAUGCUGGGGCUUCCGUGCUGUUAACAUAGACCUGCAUCUGAGUACUGUCACUUGUCUUGUUUCUGUCUUCCCCAAGCAGUAGGGUUUACUUUUAAACAAUUUAGGUAGAAAAAUCCCUCAGAAGAGUUGUUCUGAGGACUUGACCAUCCUAUAGGUGCUGGGAGAAGAAAAACCAGGAAACUAGUUGCUGCUUGAGGCAAAAUACUUGAAUUUCAUAUUCUUGAAUAAUUACUUGUAUGGUUUGUUAUUACAGGUUUGGUUUACUUAUACGUUGUGUUUUGAGUGUUGUUUUUCUUCUUAAUGUGCAACCACUGAAAGCCAAGCACACUGUUGGUAAGCCUGUUCUCCUGGCACUGGUUGCUGCCAUGUGCGAUUCAAGGCUAUACUUGAGGCACAGGACACCUCUGUAUGUACCUCUACGUAUCCCUAAUGGGGAGCAGCAGGGAGAAGGUUGUUAGGAAGUAUAUGUGAGAUUUCUAGAAUCUCACUGUGUGCUUGUAGGUGAAAACCAGGAGGAGUUAUUACUAGAUUUUGCAGACUGUCAAUCCCUCAGCUCCUUAUUUGGGAACUACUGUCUGAAAUAUAUUUGACAACAUAGGAGCUGGGAGUCAUAAUAUUGUGGUAGAGGGUUUUUUUUUGAGACCAAAAGGCAGAUUCCUGCUGUUCAAUUUUAUCUCAUGAACUGAAAGGAUACCAACUUGCAUGUGCCUUGCUGUGAUGCAGAGGAUCUCACUGGAGACUGUGCUGGCAAGGCAGCUUUCAGGGGUGCUGUGGUCAGUGAGAGAUGCCAGGCUGGGAGACUUCAGAGCAGAAAUGCAGAUUGCAGAAAGGCCCCUGCUCUGCUGAACAGGCUCUUUGGAGAAGGAAGGAAUAACAGGAAAAAGGUAUCUUUGCUCCUGAGCCAUGCAGUUUUCUACUGUGUUGGUACUGAGUUAAUAUGUUGGAGUUUAGAAAUUGCCUGUGUUGUAAAGCUGAAGAAGCACUUCUGAGCAGGGUUUUUUGGCUCAAACAGAAGUAGGGUGUCUGCCAAGAUACUUCUCUAUUGUUUUCAUCUGGCUAGGUUUUGGGAAAGAAUAUAUUUGCAUACCUGUCUCAGGUGCUGAAGUUCAUUGUUGUAUCAUUGAACAGAACAGGGUUUAGGACUUCUGUAGAUAAACAGAGGACAUGGCCAUUUUGAUUUUCAAAUUGGGUUACCCAUGGACAUCUGACAGUGUAUGUGACUUGAGGUUUACCUGACCAUACAGUAUUUAACACAGGGUCCAUAUGCAGUUUCAGGUAAGACUUUCAUCUAGACUUGAGCAUAUUGUUACCCAUCCCUAAGAAGGACCGCUGCUUGAGACAAAACUGCUGGCAAAUUUUUAGUGGUUGUUCAAUUACAGAGAAACUUGUUUAAUCUGAAGAACAGAACUGACCCAAACCUUCAUUUAAAAAACAAAUCAGGUCAAGAUAUAGGCCUGUCAGCAGUGGAGAAGGGGGUUUUGUAGUUUUUUUUGUGGGGUUUUGUUUGUUUGUAGUUUUUUGUGGGGUUUUGUUUUGGUGUUUUGGGUGGUGUUUUUUUUGCUAUUCUGUAUCUUGUCUGGUUUUUGACUAAACAGAUGGGUAGAAGAGCCAGAGCUUAUGCUGAAGAACAAAUAAACUUUAUGCUAAGGACAUAUAUGUUGGGCUAGCUGUGGUAAGAGUACAGUGAUUUACUUAGUCACACACUCCAAUAAUAAUCUUAUUAGCUAUUUGUUUCAGAUUGUUAAAUCAGUCUCUAUUUUGUAUGGAAAAAAUCAAUCCCACUGAUUCAAUCUUGCUGAAGAAGUGUGUGUGCUUCUGUAAGCAUAUUUAUUUCUCUACAAGUCUUAUCAGGUAAACAAGCUUUAACUUUUAAUUGUAGGGACUGGGAUAGGAAUGUCAGCUUUAGAACUGUUUGCUGAUUAUAUUUUAUAUUCCUGAGUAUUUAUGCUGUGUGUUGUCUAUUGAAAUGGUACCUUUCUUACCCUUUGGACCUGUGAUAACUACUUAUGUAUCUCACUUAAAUCAAACUGCAAUGUAUUCUUAAUUCUGAAAAAAAGUGUUGAUCAGUACAUAUAUGAAAACAGUUUUGGUGGUUCUUUGAUUUUGCUCAAUGUUAAAUGUAUUUUACAGUUGGACUUUUUAAUAAAAUUUGUGCUGUUCAUACUGUGGAAAGGGGCAAAAGGAGCCAGGUGAAGAGGAGUUACCUAUUCUCAGUUUUUCUGCAGUUUCUCCUCUUUCUCUUGGCAGUUUGUGCUUUACCCAUCUGUCCAAUUCAGUUUUGUGAAACCAGGAUACCUCAUUUGAACUGCAGAUAAACUUGGGCUGACAUCUGUUUAUCUCUGCUUUAUUCUACAUCUAUAUCAUUGGGGGUCUUGAUCCUGAAAAUAAAAUUACAACUUGAGUUUGUCAUCCUUA
Messenger RNA from Columba livia (rock pigeon), 6582 nucleotides. RefSeq names its product phosphatidylinositol specific phospholipase C X domain containing 2 (gene PLCXD2). Gene Ontology annotation, molecular function: phosphoric diester hydrolase activity. Lineage: Eukaryota; Metazoa; Chordata; Aves; Columbiformes; Columbidae. The record is from RefSeq and is a predicted model, not a curated record. Gene Ontology annotation, biological process: lipid metabolic process. The coding region runs from base 145 to 1155 and encodes 336 amino acids. The transcript is spliced from 4 exons.